This is a messenger RNA of Entelurus aequoreus (snake pipefish), 2094 nucleotides long. It is a transcript of the gene klf4, whose product is annotated as Kruppel like factor 4. Gene Ontology annotation, molecular function: DNA-binding transcription factor activity, RNA polymerase II-specific; RNA polymerase II cis-regulatory region sequence-specific DNA binding. Gene Ontology annotation, biological process: regulation of transcription by RNA polymerase II. The coding region runs from base 212 to 1486 and encodes 424 amino acids. NCBI's taxonomy places the organism in Eukaryota, Metazoa, Chordata, Actinopteri, Syngnathiformes, Syngnathidae. The record is from RefSeq and is a predicted model, not a curated record. The transcript is spliced from 5 exons.
CGCGCCUUGCGUGGCCAAGGCAAGAGGGAUUCCCCCGGACGAUCGGCGCCUUCGUGUCUUCCCGCAACAACAACAACACAAAAAAAGUAAUCCAGCGGAAGCAGAAUGUCGUGACACAAACUGGAGCGAUUUAUUUGGGGUUUUUUUUUUUGUGGUUUUCUCCGAGAAACAUCAAUUCUAAUGAAUAAGGCAGCCUGCAAAUGACGUCGAGAUGGCUUUAGGAGGAACGCUGUUGCCAUCCAUAUCCACCUUUACUAACCCUGCUAUCAAGACUAAAACCAUAGGGAGUGCCAACCUAAGAUGGAAGGAGGAGCUGUCCCAUCUUAAGAGACUCAGUUUGCCAAGCGAAAACUCCGACCUAGACCAUCCCAGCAGCACCAGCACCAGCCCCGCAAGCCCCAGCAUGUCCAAGAGAGACACCGAGAUAGACUUGGACUUAGACUAUGACUUCAUUUUGUCCAAUUCCAUGCUCCAGCAGCAGCAGCAACAACAGCAGGAUGAGGCCAUGGCGUGCGGUUCUGCCCAAAUCCUGCAGCCUCCAUCCCCAGGCUCUUUUUCCUCCUCGUAUCCUCUUCCAUCCCCUCAGGGGUCAGCUGGCGAUUUGCUCUACACCAUCCCGGACAUCAGCGACGUAUCGCCGUCCGGGGGUUUUGUGGCGGAGCUCAUGAGGCCCGAACUGGACCCGGCGUACCUACACCCCACCAGCCUGCAUGGCAAGUUUGUGGUCAAGACCACAGUGGACUUGGGAGAGUACAACUUGGGGGUUAACGUUGGCAAAGCCUGCGUCAACAGAGCGGCAGAUCCGCCGCCGUCACGUGCCUCGCCGCCCUUUCCGUGCCACCGAAUAAAGCAGGAGACGCCCAGUAACUGUACCAUCUCGCUGCCGAUGGACCUCCACCUGAGCGGGGGGAGGCAGCGGCCGGUCCACCUGGACCUGCACGGAUUCCCCGGAAGCACAGGGCGCUCCUUGACGGGCGGCCGCUUGUCUUCAUCCUCGUCUCUCUCACCGGAACACCCCUUGAGCCGCGAGCACCAGGUGUUGGGCCACCCUCACACGCAGAUCCCCCACGGAUACCGCCACAACUCCCCGCAGGGAUACACCGCCUACCCUCAAGCGGGCGCCAUGCAGCAAUACCAAGACCCCAUCAUGGUCUCCAGUGGCGACUGUAUGCCGGAAGAACCUAAGCCCAAGCGAGGGCGCCGCUCCUGGCCCAGGAAGCGAGUGGCCACGCACACCUGUGACUACGUGGGCUGCGGGAAGACUUACACGAAGAGCUCGCACCUCAAAGCGCAUCACCGUACCCACACAGGAGAGAAGCCUUACCACUGCGACUGGGAGGGCUGCGGCUGGAAGUUCGCCCGUUCCGACGAGCUGACGCGCCACUACAGGAAGCACACGGGCCACCGGCCGUUCCAAUGCCAGAAAUGUGACCGGGCCUUCUCCAGGUCGGACCACCUGGCCCUGCACAUGAAGAGACACUUGUGAGGACCGAUGAAGGCUGCAGAAAGAUGUACUUUCCUUGGAUACAACAAGACACGCUGUGGUGUUCACGGCUAAAGAAGCGACUAUCAAGACAAGACCUGUCCGGGGUUGUAAAAGGGACCAAAACUGGAAGUCGUCUUAUUUAUGUGACAAAAACUUGAGAGAACCAUGUGCCAGAGACGCUUUCUAACUGGAAUUGUGUUGUUGACAUGGAAAACACCAGCAUAGGGACCAAACGUCUCCAGAGGCCUUCUUAUCUGCAGCGACGCGCCAUUAUACAUACGACACUGUAUUAACGCAUAUCUAUAUUUAUAUAUAGUCACAUUUCGCCUGCGACUCCAUUGAUUUCAGGUACAAUGUUAGGUAAUUUAUACCCAAUGGUGCUCAAAGGUUUUCCAAAAAAAGGUACCAAAGAUUGACAAAAAAAACAAAAAAAAACAGUGACAAAGUGCCAUAAGAUUUUUUUGCCAUCCGCCACGCAAAAACAUUUAACGCAAAAAUAAAAAAUAAAUAUAUCAGGUUAUGACUUUCACUUUGGAGCGGUUAUGGCAAUCUUGAGAUGCACUGCAGUUGCAUUGUGCAAUAAUUAUAUAUAUAUAUAUAUAUAUAUA